Messenger RNA from Merops nubicus (carmine bee-eater), 1609 nucleotides. Its product is annotated as ankyrin repeat and IBR domain-containing protein 1-like. The annotation marks the transcript as partial. Gene Ontology annotation, cellular component: cytoplasm; ubiquitin ligase complex. Gene Ontology annotation, molecular function: ubiquitin protein ligase activity; ubiquitin conjugating enzyme binding. Lineage: Eukaryota; Metazoa; Chordata; Aves; Coraciiformes; Meropidae. Gene Ontology annotation, biological process: positive regulation of proteasomal ubiquitin-dependent protein catabolic process; protein polyubiquitination; ubiquitin-dependent protein catabolic process. The transcript has 8 exons. The record is from RefSeq and is a predicted model, not a curated record.
GGCUGUGAAGCAUGUUACAGAACUGUACAAUAAGUGGAUGAAGGGGAAAGGAGAAAGUGCCAUUAAUAGCUAGGAGAGCAACAUGGGAAAUACAACCACCAAAUUCCGUAAAGCUCUUAUAAAUGGAGAUGAAAACUUGGCCUGCCAAAUCUAUGAGAGCAACCCUCAACUAAAAGAAACUCUUGACCCAAAUACUUCUUAUGGAGAAACGUACCAGCACAAUACUCCACUCCAUUAUGCUGCUAGGCAUGGAAUGAACCGUAUACUGGGAACUUUCCUUUUUGUUCGAGAUGGUAACCCAAAUAAACGGAAUGUGCACAAUGAGACAUCUAUGCACUUACUGUGUAUGGGACCUCAGAUCAUGAUCUCGGAAGGGGCUCUUCAUCCUCGCCUGACACGACCCUCAGAAGAUGACUGCAGAAGAGCAGAUUGUCUGCAAAUGAUCCUGAAGUGGAAGGGGGCAAAGCUGGAUGAAGGACAAUAUGAACGAGCAGCCAUUGAUGCUGUUGACAACAAAAAAAAUACACCUUUGCACUAUGCUGCUGCCUCAGGGAUGAAAACCUGUGUUGAGCUUCUAGUAAAACAUGGUGGAGAUUUGUUUGCAGAAAAUGAAAAUAAAGAUACCCCAUGUGACUGUGCAGAGAAGCAACACCACAAAGAGCUGGCUCUUAACCUGGAAUCUCGAAUGGUAUUUUCACGUGAUCCUGAAGCUGAAAGCAUUGAAGCUGAAUAUGCUGCUUUAGACAAAAAAGAGCCAUAUGAGGGGCUAAGGCUUCAGGAUCUGCGACGGCUUAAGGACAUGCUGAUUGUGGAAUCUGCUGACAUGCUCCAAGCCCCACUCUUCACUGCAGAAGCUCUUCUUCGGGCACAUGACUGGGACAGGGAGAAGUUACUUGAGGCAUGGAUGUCUAAUCCAGAGAACUGCUGCCAGCGUUCGGGGGUUCAGAUGCCAACUCCCCCUCCAAGCGGCUACAACGCGUGGGACACGCUCCCUUCUCCUCGAACUCCACGCACCACGCGCUCUUCUCUAACCUCCCCUGAUGAAAUCAGCCCCUCACCAGGAGACAUUGAGACAGCUGUGUGUGACAUUUGUAUGUGUAAUAUUUCUGUGUUUGAAGACCCAGUGGAUAUGCCUUGUGGACAUGACUUCUGCAGAGCAUGCUGGGAGGCAUUUUUGAAUCUGAAAAUUCAGGAGGGUGAAGCUCACAACAUUUUUUGCCCAGCAUAUGAUUGUUUCCAGCUUGUGCCUGUAGACAUCAUAGAAAGUGUGGUUUCCAAGGAGAUGGACAAAAGAUACCUUCAGUUUGACAUUAAGUGUAGUAAUGAAGUAGUUUUUGAGAUAAUGUGUUACUUUAUCAGUUGUGGCAGGGCAAAACAAAGUAAUAGUUUUCAAGAAGCCAUUGUGACGUUCAAUUUUUCCAGCGGCUGGUGCGUGGUAAGGGAUAUGAUAUAUCCACUCUACUCCAUGCUCUUUGGCCCAAUUGCUUAUAAGGUGGUUCUUGAAGUGGGUCCCAUUGUCCGAUUCGAUCCUCUCCGGGGUACCGUGUCGCCACAGGACUUGUCUCUCCAGGCCCAGGAUGGUGUUACGGGCAGUGGCAUGAGGCACAGG